Molecule: messenger RNA, 2466 nt
Organism: Leptopilina heterotoma
Lineage: Eukaryota; Metazoa; Arthropoda; Insecta; Hymenoptera; Figitidae
Exons: 1
Coding region: 391-2460 (689 amino acids)
Molecular function (GO): nucleic acid binding; zinc ion binding
Source: RefSeq, a predicted model, not a curated record
UUCUCUCCCAUUACGACGCAACGCAAAACGCUGUCAUGGGACUCCACCCUCAGUAAUAAGCGAGAUUCUCAGUUAGUCACACCUUUCCCAACUUAUGUAUUAUCAUCAAAUAUAUCAAUUAUUCACAUAAGUAAUUCUGGUCUUAUUUCACGACACCACAUAUUGGCGACGAGGAUAAAAAGAGUCUAAGUACGUAAAUUGUGAGUUCCGGUAAUAAAAGUGCCUUUAAAGUUGGAUUUAUCGAGAACGCGUCACACACAAAAUGUCGGAGGAAUUCAAGGCCAAGCUUGCUGAAGCCACCACUAGACAAGCUGAACUUCAGAUAACAAUUGACAGACUUAGAGUGGAAAGGAGUGAACAUCGAGACAAAGCUAAUCGACCAUCGGGCACAUGAGCGAAUUUCAAAUCGGUGAUGAUUGGACAAUUUAUCAAGAUCGUCUAAAUCAAUACUUUAUCGCGAAUAAUGUGACCCAACCGGAUCGAAAAGUAGCAGUUUUUGUUACGCUUAUCGGACAUGACGCGUAUAAAUCCCUCAAAAACUUGUGCGACCCGGAUUUACCAUCCAGUAAAACUUACGAUGAGCUUUGCACUAUUUUAAAAAGCCAGUUCUCGAAGCGUGUAUCGGUACUGCGCGAACGAACGGAGUUUUACGAGCUCAAGCAAAAUGAGCACGAAUCGGUAAACAAUUGGUUUAUUCGUAUGAAAAGUAAAGCCGCGACGUGCGGAUUUGGUGCCCUAUUAGAUAGUGUCAUUAAAGACAAAUUAGUGACUGGUCUUCGAAAAGGUCCUGUUUUGGAUAGAGUGUGCGAAGAAGAUCACACCAAAAAUCUUUCGGAAAUUUUGGAGAUCGCGAGAAAAAAAGAAGCUUCGGUUUUAAAUUCAAAAAAUAUGAAUUCAGUUUUUAAUGUCAAUCCCAAAACAAACAAAGGUUUUAAUAAAAAGGACAACUCGAAAAACAAAGAUAACACCUUAGACAAAGUGACGAACAAAAACAAUACAAGCAAUCCAUCUUGUAAACAUUGCGGUGGAAACAGUCAUCAUUUUAGGAAGUGUAAAUAUCGAAGUUUUAAAUGUAACAAGUGCGGCAAGACGGGACACUUAGCUAAAAUUUGCAGAUCAAACGAUAAACGCGACGAUAAAAAUUAUUUAGUCGAAGACAACGAGUGUAGUUCCAUGCUCGACUGUGAAAAUCUCUAUUCGCUGGAGGGGAGUAGUGAACCGUUUCUGGUCGACAUUUUCAUUGGCGAAGAACAAAUCAGGGCGGAGAUUGAUUCCGGCGCUGGUAGGUCCGUCAUCCCUGAAUCGGUAUAUCGAAAUCAGCUGUCCAUGCAUAGACUGAAUCCAGUCAAAACAACACUCAGAUUAUACAAUGGAACCGUGAUUCACCCCCUUGGUGAAAUAUCAGUGAAACUCGCUGCCCGAGACAAACUCGCUACCGCAAAUCUACUGGUCGUCAAAGGAGGAUGCCGAAUGUUAAUAGGCAGAUACCUGAUGACUCAUCUCGGAUAUCAGAUGAUUCAAGUAAACACGAUCGACACGAGCGAUAACCUACAAAGCUUGUUACAAGAAUAUGAACCACUCUUCGAAGAAACUCCCGGGAAAUAUAAAUUCGAGGAAGUCGACAUGAAGAUCCAACCGGACUUCAAACCCAUUUUUCACAAGCCUCGACCAGUUCCUAUCGCAUUCAAAUCAGAAAUGGAUCGUCAGUUGGAUGAAAUGGAAAGUCAAGGAAAAAUUGAACCGAUUGACAACGCGGAGUGGGGGACACCUCUAGUGCCUGUAUUACAAAAAGACGUGAAGUAUCCUACGCCUAGGAUCGAGGAACUUUUUGCCUUAUUAUCGGGCGGAGAGAAAUAUACCAGGAUGGACAUGGCACAGGCCUUCAAUCAACUCGCAGUCACCGAGGAAACUUCAAGACUAUUGGCAUGGAGCACGCACAAAGGAAUCUACAAGGUAAACAGAAUCCCCUUCGGUCCAAAAACUGCAACGGCAAUUUUUCAACGGAUAAUUGAAAAAACACUACAAGGAAUCCCGGGAACAGCUAUCUUCUGCGACGAUGUAGUCGUCACAGGAAAAACAACAAAAGAACAUCUACAAAAUGUCCGCGAAGUGUUCAAAAGAUUGUUAAAUGCCGGUUUUAAAUUGAACCUCAAAAAGUGUAAAUUUUUCCAGGACGAAGUUCGAUAUUUGGGACACAUCAUCGACCGCCAUGGUCUACGAAAAGAUCCGGAAAAAGUUGCUGUAAUCAUAGAAGCCAGAGCACCGGAGAAUGCAACGGAAUUGAAAGCCUUCCUCGGGAUGUUCAACUACUACGCGAAAUUUGUUCCGAACAGCAGUCAACUCCUCAAACCGCUCUACGAAUUGGCAAAUCAACCCAAAUUUUCCUGGACCAAAAAAGAAGAGGAAAUCUUCAAACAAGCGAAAUUAAAGAUCGCUUCGGAUCGGAUUGAAAUGUACUAGUACAUU